AUUUGCAGACCUUAUCAAACGUGAAAAAGGCCCAUUCACAUUUGAUAAUAACAAUAACAAACACUGUGUUAGGAGAACGUAGUAAUGGCAAUUCUGCGUGCUUUUGCAGACUUGACGGUAGAGGGUUUGUUUGAAUAGUGUCAUUACAGGUUUGCAAAGUAUGCCUAGUUAGACAGAGCUUUCUCACAACUUGAACUUGACAGCAUCUGUAGCUUCUCCUGUUGUAGGUAACUAACGUUAGCUAGCUAGCUAUGGCUAUUGGCCGCGGACAACUUUUCCGCAGUUUCAGAGAGGGUUUGUUGAAGAAUGCCCCGCCAACAGUGGGUCAAGGACCGACAGGCAAAGAGAAUAGUAGACUCUGCGAGAAAAUGACUGGAUUUUCCCCGGGCACUCAAAGUGUGGAACCACCAACACUGCCACGAAAGAAGAAGAAGAAAAAGAAGGCGGCAAAGGCUACUGUACCCUGUCAGCCAGUUGUACCACUGCCAAGGGUACCUACAAAGUCUAGCGGCAAGCCAGCUGAGUGCACACCAAAUCACAUAGAGAGGAUGCCACCGGAGAUCCUUCUGAAGAUCCUAUCGUACCUGGAUGCCCUCUCUCUCUUCUCCAUCGGCUUCACCAACAAGCGAUUCUAUGAGAUGGCCCACAACAAUGGAAUGUGGCACAAGAUGUAUUCUGCAGAGUAUGGACACAGUAAGAACUGGAGGCCCAAGCGUUUGGACGAGGUGCUGGAUAAACUGAGUGCGGUGGUGGUCCAGGAGAGACCAGAGGGCUAUUGGAGAAGACUGUACUUCAGGACCAUGGCUGGCUUCAAUGAGACCAAGUGGAGGAAGGAGUUGAGAGAUAUCAACCCUUUCACAGGCUUGCCCAGUCAGACUGAAAGAAUCCUCAGGAGCCAGCGUGUGACCUGGGAGAUCACAGUGUCUGACAAGUGGGGGUUGGAGGGGACGUUUGAGCAGAGCCGUGCCUACUUCUCUGACUCGUCCGUGACGGUGUGCUGGAGCAGCGGGCGCUGGCCCUCCUUCCACCAGCUUUCUACCUUACAGCUAGAUGGUGUCAAAAGACAAGCUCUCAGCUCCCCUAACAUCAAUAAGCCUGGCUGGCGGUCUCUGAUGGCUAAGUUUGACUGGGACACCAUCUCUAAGAGUGGCCAGGUCAUCGGUAGAGACCAACUAGUCACCCUGGUACUGUUUUCGCCUAGCAUCGUCAUUGGCGUCUGGAGGGGCCGGUGGUCCAUUGCCUUUGUGAUGGCCAGCUUCCACUACCACAGGCUGGUGGAGAGGAGUCUCCUGGGCACCUCGAUGUGCCCCUAUUCCAUGCCAGAGAACAAGCCUCCUUUCGACGACAUGGACCCUGACUCCGGCCUCCAUGGUUACACGCUCCGCAUUAUACUACACAACACUGUGACCCAGAUCAUGGCCGGCCACUUCUCUCAACUCUACUGUAGCAAAAGUCAGGUCCAUGGUGGUUUCAUCCAGCUGAAUGUCAUCAACAGGGGAAGCCUGUCCCAGCACACCCCUCUCUCUGGCAGGAUCAGCCUGCCCUGGAAGUGUGAGGCUCUAGAGGGCACCGUGGAGAAUUGCUGCAUGAUGAGCCUGACCCUGAUGGAUGAGUACCAGAACCCCUUCUGGUGUGUCAGCACACCUGUGUGUAUGGCACUGAACAGUAAGGAGCCAUCCAACGACUACGAGGGUCAGCACUUCCUGAUCAAGUACCAGGAUGCAGAAGGCAAGGUGAGGAUGGACCUUGUGUGGCUGGAAGAGCAGAGACAGUACUUCCUCAUCAAUCUGGUAGUCUUCAUCGCCACGGCCAAAGUCAACAAGCACUUUGGGAGAGCCUACUGACGCUGCAUGUAGAGGUGGCACUGUGAUGACAAAGUGGUGACAUAAACUGUCAUGACAGCUGACAACUGCUUAUGACAUCUGUUAUGUUGUUGUUAUGCAGUAUAAUGUAGGCCUUAUGAUAGAAGCUUGAAGUAAAGUGUUGAGCCUGUAUACAGUAUGUCAAUUGAUGACAUAGUUUAGUUGUGUUUUGUUCUGAGUAAGUUUGAGGGUUUGCCCCGGCCAGUUUUCAUUAUUUCUGUAUAUUUAUAUUGUUUUAUGCAUUGUUUUGUGAAUCAUUAGUACACAUUGGUAAAAUGUAAUCCUACUUUUUUUAAGUAUGUUUUGCCAUAUUAUAAAGAGCAAAACUACAUGUGAAAUGUGUUAACAGAGUUGAACUAUUUGGGGUUUGUAAACUUUCUGUUACAGAUGGACUAUCUGAUUCUGAUAAAUAUUCUGAUUUAUAUAUUUCGGUGUUAUUUUGUAUUCCGCCAUAGUGCAUUCUUUAAAAGCACUAGACAAGCUAAGUGAAACUGGAGGGAUCAGCCUGUGUUCUACUGUAUUACGCUUUACAUUCUCAGGAUGGCAGCAGUGAUCUUCAUCCCCAAUAGCACUAUUUUCAGUCCCAGCAAAACGCAAGUGCUCCCUCACAGCCCUGGCCACAAUUGCUUUUCUUUCUAAGCUGAGCGAAGUCUUAUUGUGUACACUGCCUCACUGUUAGAACCUAAUCAGGACAACUGCUGAUGCCAACUGUCUAAGCAUCAAUAUUAUUAUUUCUACAUACUGAUUCCAUAUAUCCAAGCCUUCAUUUAUACAAAUAUUGUUCAAUACAGUAGCUAGUUACAGUAAAGAGUUAUUGAUUGAGUGGAAAGAACUGCUGCGAUUCACUGCUUUGGUUCAUUGAGUCGAUGCUUCAGUACAUUUGGCACAUGGGCCCUGUGUAUGUUCUGAACCAGAAAACGAAAGAGCGAAUAAGUGAGAGAGUGGAGAUUACACUCAUACAUCACAGCAUCCUGGUCCCACCUCGCCGCCUUCUCUGGAUCCUGAGUGAGUUGUAACACUCUAGGGCCCUGGGGCCAUCGGAUGUUUAAAAUUCUCAACGACUGACCUCCCCAUCCAAGCAUCCAUCUUCGGGUGGCCUUUUCAGAUAAUUAUAUUUCACAGGUCCUAAUAGUGCUGACCCCUCAACAGACAGCAGAGAUCACUACAAAAGAUAAAGAUUAUACAGAUCAGGUAGUUGUUUAAAUCCCUCACAGUUCUUUUGACUGCUUACUUUUGUCUUGAUAAUGUGUUCCUGUUUAAAGAAGCUUUACCGGCAUAGGUAGUAGCCAGUUUAUUAGGUAUACCCAUCUAGUACCUGGUCAGACUCCCUUUUGCCUGCAGAACACAUUGAAUUCUUCAGGGCAUUGAAACGUUGCUCAAUUGCAAUCAAGGGAUCUAACAUGUGCCAGGACAACUUUCCCCACACCAUUACACCACUGCCACCAGCCUGUACCAUAGACACCAGGCAGGUUUGGGCCAUGGACCCAUGCUGCUUAAACCAAAUCCUGACUCUGCCAUCAGCUUGAUGCAAUAGGAACCGGGAUUCAUCGGACCAGACAAUGUAUUUCCACUCCAUUUUUUGUGAUGGUUGGUGUUCCUAAUAAACUGGCUCUUGAGUAUA
Messenger RNA from Oncorhynchus kisutch (coho salmon), 3483 nucleotides. Its product is annotated as F-box only protein 15. Gene Ontology annotation, cellular component: SCF ubiquitin ligase complex. Gene Ontology annotation, molecular function: protein binding. NCBI's taxonomy places the organism in Eukaryota, Metazoa, Chordata, Actinopteri, Salmoniformes, Salmonidae. The transcript is spliced from 12 exons. The record is from RefSeq and is a predicted model, not a curated record. The coding region runs from base 252 to 1844 and encodes 530 amino acids.